Rhipicephalus sanguineus (brown dog tick) is the source of this 1701-nucleotide messenger RNA. RefSeq names its product activating signal cointegrator 1 complex subunit 2. Gene Ontology annotation, molecular function: ubiquitin binding. The record is from RefSeq and is a predicted model, not a curated record. Gene Ontology annotation, biological process: regulation of DNA-templated transcription. Lineage: Eukaryota; Metazoa; Arthropoda; Arachnida; Ixodida; Ixodidae.
AACGAAAGAGCAAACAUGGCGGCCGACAGCAAAAAAGACGCGCAGGGAUCCACUUUACUACCCCUGCAUGACAGAGUGAUGCAAGUUGUGGAUAAGCUUGGUCAGCCAAUUCAAGUUCCAGCUUUGAGUAAAGGUUUCGUGGAACCAGUCUACUGGCUCAAGUACAAACCUCCGCGAAUGAUCUUCAGCUUCGAUGAGCUGAUGUCUAUAUGUGCUGACGAGAAGCACGACCUGGCUGAAAAGCACAGUGCGGCAAUCGACGAGUGGUUGGAUCGCAUGGCAUACAUUGAGGAAGACUUGACGAAGAUGCUCCGGAUUCCCCACAAUCGGUACACGGGACUGCACCGGUACACCAUCACAAAGGAGAUGCAGGAGGCCGACGAACGAGUGCAUAAGUUGGUGUUCCGAACAUUCCUUCGUCUUUCCACGAAUAAGGAGUCCAAGGUCAACUUCAUUGACAAAGAGAAAUUUGCGGAUCUCAUCUACGAAAACUUCAUCUUCGACAUUCCCAAGAUCUUCGACAUCUGCAUGUUGUUUGAGAGGUCGAACCACGACUUGGUGUGUCGCAUGGUGGAGCACAUCAUGAACUGUCAGCCUAAGUACAGCUCGGACCUGAAGGACAUCGAGGACACCAUGCUUAUGUCUUUUGAGAGGGCAGAGCAGUCCAUCCAGUCCCAGGAUGACAGCGAUUUCAACGCCAUGCCACGGCGCCUGGACGAGGGCAAGGCGGAGUUUUCAGAGCUGUGCCUUAUGCCUUUCUGGAAGCUGCUCGACCGUAUCACGUACACGGUGGACAUUGCCGCCACCCUGGCAACGUUCCUCAAUGUCUACCCAACAGCUGCUAAGAUCUUCACCCUCGAGAAUGUGGGCCCGAGGUUAGCAAGGUUUUUCGAUGCCACUUUCCUCGUACUGAAGGAGGAGCUUGUACGUCGCAACAAGUCGAAGCCUUUCGAACCGGUCUUCUCAAUGAUCAAGAAACGGUUGUCAUAUGCCAAGGUUUGUGUCCUGAAAGUCUUCCGCUCCUUGCUGCAGCAGUCCUGUCUGCAGCCACUCCUUGAGAUCGGGCAAGCGAAGCAAACUGGGAAAGAGAUUCCGUACAUUGAGUCUUUCUUCGAAGUCAUCUGCGACUGCUUGACAGAGAAACAUUUUAUAUUUUCCUACCAGCAGCGAUACCCAGUUGAAGAAGACAUUGGAAUGUUUGAAGAGUACAACUUCUUUGUAGACAACACGCGCAGCCUCUACGUCCUUCAGAGCAUCAGCACUGUCUACACUGAACUGGGCAGCGCUCCACCCAGCAACCUCCUGAACGCUCAGGAUGCGGCAGCUAACCCGAGGAAAACAACCAAAGUUCCUGCAUUCCAAACUUCCAGCGGGGCCACAGCAGCAACAACAGCAACGGCAGUAGCUGAGUCCAACAAAGCUGCCCCAGCAGAAGAAGAGCUAGGAGCCUGUGGUGGGGAACCAUUAGCAGCACCAUCAUCAGAAUUCCAGAACCUGACAGAACUCUUCCCAGAUCUCCCACAGGCAUUCCUAAAGGAUUGCCUGAAGUACUACAGCAACAACCAUGAUGAAGUGGUGAUGGCACUGCUGGACAAUAACCUGCCACCUAGUCUUACUAUACCUACCCCAUCCACGUCCACAUCUGAGCCGCUAGAGAUUGAGUCCCGAAGCAUUUACGACAACGACGAGUUUGAUUAUUGA